Gopherus flavomarginatus (Mexican gopher tortoise) is the source of this 3312-nucleotide messenger RNA. RefSeq names its product Rap guanine nucleotide exchange factor 4 (gene RAPGEF4). The transcript has 32 exons. Lineage: Eukaryota; Metazoa; Chordata; Testudines; Testudinidae. Gene Ontology annotation, cellular component: plasma membrane. Gene Ontology annotation, molecular function: guanyl-nucleotide exchange factor activity. Bases 30 to 3296 code for a protein of 1088 amino acids. The record is from RefSeq and is a predicted model, not a curated record. Gene Ontology annotation, biological process: positive regulation of GTPase activity; Ras protein signal transduction.
CGCCUGGGUACGCAGGGAGCCGGGCAAACAUGGUCGCUGCUCACGCUUCUCAUUCGUCCUCCUCCAGCGAGUGGAUCGCUUGCCUGGAUAAAAGAUCUCCCUUCCAUCAUCCAUGUAGGAUGAGAAAAGGAGACCCCCAUUCUGCUACCCCAUUCACCAGGCUGAAGAAAGAAAAGAUCCUCACCACCCUAACCAGGCAGAUGAAGGACACUUGGCUUGUAGAGGCUUGUAUAAAUACAAGUUUUCUCUGCAGUCUCUUUAAAGAGCACAUCAAUGAACUACCAUUGGAACGUUCCAGUGAAGAUGUAGAUAUUAUAUUCACCCGACUGAAAGAAGUGAAAGCUUUUGAGAAAUUUCAUCCAAACCUUCUCCAGCAGAUAUGUCUCUGUGGAUACUAUGAAAAUCUGGAAAAGGGAAUCACAUUAUUUCGUCAGGGUGAUAUCGGAACAAAUUGGUAUGCUGUUUUGGCAGGAUCACUGGAUGUUAAAGUUUCUGAUACGAGCAACUACCAGGAUGCUGUGACAAUAUGUACUCUGGGAAUAGGAACUGCUUUUGGAGAGUCAAUUCUGGAUAACACCCCUCGCCAUGCUACUAUUGUUACCAGGGAAUACAGUGAGCUCCUUCGAAUUGAGCAGAAGGAUUUCAAAGCACUUUGGGAGAAAUAUCGACAGUACAUGUCAGGACUUCUGGCUCCUCCUUAUGGUGUUAUGGAAAGUGGCUCUAACAAUGACAGGAUGCCUGACAAGGAGAAUAUGUCUAAUAAUGCUCUUGGCCCAGUAUCUAAAAACUGUAAUAAGACACCUCUCAUUGAACCUCACAUCCCACUUCGUCCUGCUAAAACUAUUACACAGGUGCCAUCAGAAAAGAUCCUCAGAGCUGGAAAGAUUUUACGCAAUGCAAUUCUUUCCCGAGCACCUCAUAUGAUAAGAGAUCGUAAAUAUCAUCUGAAGACUUACAGGCAAUGUUGUGUAGGAACAGAACUGGUAGACUGGAUGAUGCAACAAAGUCCUUGUGUUCAUUCGCGAACACAGGCUGUCGGCAUGUGGCAAGUAUUGCUGGAGGAAGGUGUUCUUAAUCAUGUGGAUCAAGAACACCAUUUCCAAGACAAAUACUUGUUUUAUCGAUUUUUGGAUGAUGAGCCUGAAGAUGCCCCAAUGCCAACUGAGGAAGAGAAGAAGGAAUGUGAUGAGGAGCUGCAGGAUACUAUGCUUCUGCUAUCUCAGAUUGGUCCAGAUGCCCAUAUGAGGAUGAUUCUCAGAAAACCACCUGGCCAGAGAACUGUAGAUGAUCUAGAAAUUAUAUAUGAAGAACUUCUUCACAUUAAGGCCUUAUCUCAUCUUUCUACCACAGUAAAACGAGAAUUAGCAGGUGUUCUAAUCUUUGAGUCGCAUCCCAAAGGAGGAACUGUUUUAUUCAAUCAGGGAGAAGAAGGUACUUCCUGGUACAUUAUCCUAAAGGGAUCGGUAAAUGUAGUCAUUUAUGGCAAGGGUGUGGUAUGUACCCUACACGAAGGAGAUGAUUUUGGCAAGUUAGCGCUAGUGAAUGAUGCUCCAAGAGCAGCAUCCAUUGUUUUACGAGAAGAUAACUGCCACUUCUUGAGAGUAGACAAGGAGGACUUUAAUAGAAUACUGAGGGAUGUUGAAGCAAAUACAGUAAGACUCAAAGAACAUGACCAAGAUGUCUUGGUACUGGAGAAAAUCCUAGCAGGAAACAGAGCUUCUAAUCAAGGAAACGCACAACCUCAGCACAAGUAUACUGUGAUGUCAGGAACUCCAGAGAAAAUUUUAGAGCACUUUCUAGAAACUAUGCGCCUUGAAUCAACUUUAAAUGAAGCGACAGAUUCUGUUUUAAAUGAUUUUGUUAUGAUGCACUGUGUUUUUAUGCCAAAUAGUCAGCUUUGUCCAGCCUUGAUGGCACAUUACCAUGCCCAGCCUUCCCAAGGUUCAGAGCAGGAGAAAAUGGAUUAUGCACUUAAUAAUAAAAGGCGAGUCAUCCGACUGGUUCUACAGUGGGCUGCUUUGUAUGGAGAUCUACUACAAGAGGAUGAAGCAGCAAUGGCCUUUCUGGAGGAAUUUUAUGUAUCUGUAUCAGAUGAUGCAAGAAUUAUUACAGCACUAAAAGAGCAACUCUCAGAGCUAGAAAAGACUGUAAAACAAAUUUCAGAAGAAACUAAGGCGCCACAAAAGAAGCACAAAGUACUUUUGCAGCAGUUUAACACAACUGAUGACAGAGCUCAAAAACGCCAGCCAAUCAGGGGGAGUGAUGAAAUUCUGUUUAAGGUAUACUGUAUAGAUCACACCUACACUACUAUCCGCGUGCCGGUGGUGGCCUCUGUUAAGGAAGUGAUCAGCGCGGUAGCAGAUAAACUGGGUUCUGGAGAAGGCUUGAUCAUAGUAAAGAUGAGUUCAGGAGGAGAAAAGGUUGUGCUCAAACCUAACGAAGUUUCAGCAUUUACGACUCUCAGUGUUAAUGGACGUCUGUUCGCUUGCCCACGAGACCAAUUUGAUUCCCUGACACCCCUGCCAGAACAAGAAGGCCCAUCGACUGGAACUGUGGGAACUUUUGAACUCAUGAGCUCCAAAGACUUAGCAUACCAGAUGACAAUUUAUGAUUGGGAGCUCUUCAACUGUGUGCAUGAGCUGGAGCUGAUUUACCACACAUUUGGAAGGCACAAUUUUAAAAAGACCACAGCAAAUUUGGACCUUUUUUUGAGAAGAUUUAAUGAAAUCCAGUUCUGGGUGGUCACAGAGAUUUGUCUGUGCUCCCAACUCAGCAAGCGUGUUCAGCUGUUAAAGAAAUUCAUUAAGAUAGCAGCCCACUGUAAGGAAUACAAAAAUCUUAAUUCCUUUUUCGCUAUUAUCAUGGGACUAAGUAAUGUUGCUGUGAGCCGCCUUUCACUAACAUGGGAGAAACUUCCAAGCAAGUUCAAGAAGAUCUAUGCAGAGUUUGAAAGCUUGAUGGAUCCAUCAAGAAACCAUAGGGCCUACAGGCUUACUGUAGCUAAACUGGACCCUCCUAUAAUUCCCUUCAUGCCCUUACUUAUAAAAGACAUGACGUUUACUCAUGAGGGGAACAAGACAUUCACUGACAAUCUAGUAAACUUUGAAAAAAUGCGUAUGAUCGCCAACACUGUAAGGACAGUGAAAUUUUGCCGAAGCCAAUCUUUCAAUCCUGACGCAGCUCUAACUAAUAAGAACCAUCAGGAUGUACGGAGCUACGUACGACAAUUAAAUGUGAUUGACAACCAGAGAACUUUAUCACAGAUGUCUCACCGACUAGAACCACGUCGAGCAUAAACAUUGAAAGUGACUA